This is a messenger RNA of Myotis lucifugus (little brown bat), 2790 nucleotides long. It is a transcript of the gene LONP1, whose product is annotated as lon peptidase 1, mitochondrial. Gene Ontology annotation, biological process: mitochondrion organization; chaperone-mediated protein complex assembly; protein catabolic process. Bases 94 to 2790 code for a protein of 898 amino acids. Gene Ontology annotation, molecular function: ATP hydrolysis activity; ATP-dependent peptidase activity; single-stranded DNA binding. NCBI's taxonomy places the organism in Eukaryota, Metazoa, Chordata, Mammalia, Chiroptera, Vespertilionidae. The record is from RefSeq and is a predicted model, not a curated record. Gene Ontology annotation, cellular component: mitochondrial matrix. The transcript is spliced from 17 exons.
GUAGGUCCCAGAGCACGCUCCCGACGUCACGUGCACUUCAGUCCAGUGAGCGGAAAUGACGCAAGCCCUGUGCGCCACCAGGAUGGCCGGGCCAUGGCGGCGGGCACAGGAUACGUGCGGCUGUGGGGCGCUGCGCGGUGUUGGGCGCUACGGCGGCCACUGCUGGCUGUCGCCGGGGGGCGGGUGCAAUCUGCGGCCGGAGCGUGGUUGCACAGAGGCCUGCGGGCCUGCGACACUUCUCCUCCGUGGGCGCUUUGGGGCCGUGGCCCCACGGCUGCCGGCCAGUGGCGGGGGCUUUGGGAGGCGAACAGCCGCGGCGGCGGCAGCGGAUUCUCGGGGGGCGAGGAUGCCCCCGAGGGCGGCGUGGAGGAUGGCGCCGCCGGCGCGGGGGGCAGCGCGGGCGGCGGCGAAGGCCCCGUCAUAACGGCGCUGACACCUAUGACCAUCCCGGACGUGUUCCCGCACCUGCCACUCAUCGCCGUCACCCGCAAUCCGGUGUUCCCGCGCUUUAUCAAGAUUAUCGAGGUUAAAAAUAAGAAGUUGGUUGAGCUGCUAAGAAGGAAAGUCCGUCUUGCCCAGCCAUAUGCCGGCGUCUUUCUAAAGAGAGAUGACACUAACGAGUCUGACGUGGUCGAGAGCUUGGACGAGAUCUACCACACGGGAACGUUUGUCCAGAUCCACGAGAUGCAGGACCUUGGGGACAAGCUGCGCAUGAUUGUCAUGGGACACAGGAGGAUUCACAUCAGCAGACAGCUGGAGGUGGAGCCGGAGGAGGCCGAGGCUGAGAAGCAGAAACCCCGCCGGAAGCCAAAGCGGAGCAAGAAGGAGGCGGAAGAGGAUCUGGGUGUCAGGCGCCAGAUGGAGGUGGUGGUGGAGCCCAACUCAGGCACCCCCAGCGAAGUGCUCAUGGUGGAAGUCGAGAAUGUUGUCCAUGAGGACUUCCAGGUCACAGAGGAAGUGAAGGCCCUGACAGCUGAGAUCGUGAAGACCAUCCGGGACAUCAUUGCCUUGAACCCACUCUACAGAGAGUCUGUGCUGCAGAUGAUGCAGGCGGGCCAGAGGGUGGUGGACAACCCCAUCUACCUGAGCGACAUGGGUGCUGCACUGACUGGAGCAGAGUCCCACGAGCUGCAGGAUGUCCUGGAGGAGACCAAUAUUCCCAAGCGGCUGUAUAAGGCCCUGUCCCUCCUCAAGAAGGAGUUUGAGUUGAGCAAGCUGCAGCAGCGCCUGGGGCGGGAGGUGGAGGAGAAAAUCAAGCAGACACAUCGAAAGUACCUCCUGCAAGAGCAGCUGAAGAUCAUCAAGAAGGAACUAGGCCUGGAGAAGGAGGACAAGGACGCCAUUGAGGAGAAGUUCCGCGAGCGGCUGAAGGAGCUCGUGGUCCCCAAGCACGUCAUGGACGUUGUGGAUGAGGAGCUGAGCAAGCUGGGCCUGCUAGACAACCACUCCUCAGAGUUCAACGUCACCCGCAACUAUCUGGACUGGCUGACGUCCAUCCCAUGGGGCAAGUACAGCGACGAGAACCUGGAUCUGGCCCGGGCCCAGGCAGUGCUGGAGGAGGACCACUAUGGGAUGGAGGACGUCAAGAAGCGCAUCCUGGAAUUCAUUGCCGUCAGCCAGCUCCGAGGCUCGACCCAGGGCAAGAUCCUCUGCUUCUACGGCCCCCCUGGUGUGGGCAAAACCAGCAUCGCCCGUUCCAUCGCUCGAGCCCUGAACCGAGAGUACUUCCGCUUCAGUGUCGGUGGCAUGACGGAUGUGGCCGAGAUUAAGGGGCACAGGCGGACAUACGUGGGCGCCAUGCCGGGAAAGAUCAUACAGUGCCUGAAGAAGACCAAGACGGAGAACCCCCUGAUCCUGAUAGACGAGGUGGAUAAGAUUGGCCGGGGUUACCAGGGGGACCCCUCGUCAGCAUUGCUCGAGUUGCUGGAUCCUGAGCAGAAUGCCAACUUCUUGGACCACUACCUGGACGUGCCCGUGGACUUAUCUAAGGUGCUGUUCAUCUGCACGGCCAACGUCAUUGAGACCAUCCCAGAGCCACUGAGGGACCGGAUGGAGAUGAUCAACGUGUCGGGCUAUGUGGCCCAGGAGAAGCUUGCCAUUGCAGAGCGGUACCUGGUGCCUCAAGCCCGUGCCCUGUGCGGCCUGGAUGAAAGCAAGGCCAAGCUGUCAUCGGACGUGCUGACUGUCCUUAUUAAGCAGUACUGCCGGGAGAGCGGAGUGCGCAACCUGCAGAAGCAGGUGGAGAAGGUCUUAAGGAAGUCCGCCUACAAGAUUGUCAGUGGUCAGGCUGAGUUGGUGGAGGUGACACCUGAGAACCUGCAGGACUUUGUGGGGAAGCCGGUGUUCACUGUGGAACGCAUGUAUGAAGUGACGCCACCUGGCGUGGUCAUGGGGCUGGCCUGGACCGCCAUGGGAGGCUCCACGCUGUUUGUCGAGACAUCCCCAAGGCGGCCUCAGGAGAAGAACAGCAAGGACAAGGACGGGAGCCUGGAGGUGACAGGCCAGCUGGGGGAGGUGAUGAAGGAGAGUGCCCGCAUCGCCUACACUUUUGCCAGGGCCUUCCUGAUGCGGCAUGACCCCACCAAUGAGUACCUGGCUCCCCGCUCCUCUCGGCAGCCUGGAGCCUGUGCCCUGGCCGUGCCCUCCGCCCGGGAAGCCAUUCCCACCUCCCGACCAGCAGCAACCCGAUCGCGCGCCUCGGAACUCACCCCACGGCGGCGGCUGUGCCUCGGCUUGCUCACGUUCUUGGUCACCUUGUGGCCCUUGUUGAGGCCCACGGCCAUGGGAUAG